GUUCUAGUAUGUUUAUACUUAGUUAGUGUUAGAUAAAACCGAGUACCAUAAAGGUAACGGUCCACUUUGAUUGUCUUUAACCUACAAAAUGGUGAAUUUAAUAUUUAGUUUACUAUUUUGUACUACAAGCAGUUUAGGCUACAAAAUAACUGAAGACCACCCUAAAAUAGUAGGUGGUGAAGAUGCAAAUAUUGCGGAUUACCCAUACCAAAUAAGUUUAUGUUACAAGGGCAAACAUUUUUGCGGUGGUACCAUAGUGGGGCCCAGAAAAAUUGUUACGGCAGCCCAUUGUACCGUUGGAUUUCGUGACUCAUCAUUAACAGUAAGGGUGGGUAGUUCCAUCGUCGAUCAUAAUGGCGAAGUGAUUAAGGUCAAAAAAGCAGUUGAGCACCCAAACUAUAAUGAGGACUCGUUCGACUACGAUGUUUCAGUUAUAGUACUGUCGUCAACAAUAUCUCACAAGUAUGCAAAACAAAUCAAAAUGGCCGAAAUAAAUGACACGAUUCAAUAUGGCAGUACCGGUGUAGUUACGGGAUGGGGCACAACAGAAUUUAAUGUAUCUUUACAGCCGGCACAACUUCAAAUGGUGAAGGUACCCAUCAUAUCACAGACAGAAUGUUUUCAAUAUUUUGGCCCCUACGUAACCGAAAAUAUGUUGUGUGCAGGAUCAAAUAGAAAAGAUUCAUGCCAGGGGGACUCAGGCGGUCCUUUGGUCGUUAACAACAGUUUAGUUGGCAUUGUUUCUUGGGGGUAUAAGUGUGGAAUAUUUCCUGGAGUGUACACCAAAGUAUCUAAGAUGAGAACAUUCAUAGAUUCAAUUGAUAAUGGUGUGUAUCAAAGUUACUCAUUAAUAUUAGUUUUAACUUGUUUAAAUGUGUUAUUUUUUUAUCGUUAAUAACGUAUGGUGCAAGAUCUAUUUUUGUUAAUUUUACCUAACUAAAAUCAAAUAAAUAGCAAUUAUUAACAAAUAAUCUUAUAAAUUAGAACACAUUUCUUUCCUCUCUUACUUAAUGUACAAAAUAUUGGUUUCCCUGCAUAGUUUUAAUAAUCUCAAAUCCAAAUUUUUAUCAACUCAAACUCCUUACAAAUGAAUCGUUUACAGAAAAGGUUAGUUAUAAACUUACAAAUUAAUUAUUAUAGUUUUGAUUUACCUAAAAAAUAAUUUUAUACAUAAAAAAAAUAUCAUCUUAUAAAUAUUUCAGUCUAGUGUUGAGUCGUCGUUAUCCAAAUCUAAUGGAUUAAUGUCUGGCGACUUUCGAGGCAUUAGACACAUUUAAUAUGAUUUAGACUAUUACUGUUGCGUAUGCAUAACGUUUCCUUAAUUAUUAAUAUUAAUAUUCAUUUAAAUAAAAACAGUCUAACAAUUAUAAUAAGUAGUUAUUUAGGAUUUAAAUUUACUUAGGAAACAAUAGUGCAAAAAAAUGCAAUUAUCCCCCAGCUUAUAUUAUAAAAUAAUAUUAUAUAUAAAGUAACGACAAAACACACCAUCACACUUCAGUUUCUUGGUUGUGGGUAACGAUGAUUUCAAUAUUUAAUAUACUUGUCCUGACCGCAAGUAUUCUGGUAGUGAAGGGUCAGAAUGCAGAUGUUUCCAAUGGUGGUCAGCCCUACCAAAUAAGCAUACUUACAUCAGAUAUAUCUGACAAGUAUGCUAAGCAAAUCGAAAUGGCAAAAGUUAGAUUCAAAAUCGAUAGCAGAGACUCCGAUGACAGUACCCAAUUGCCCAUUAAUAAUAGUACCGAAAUGCCGAUUACUAAUAUUACCGAAGUGUCCAUUAAUAAUAGUACCGAAGUGCCCAUUGGUAAUAGUACCGAACUGCCUAUUGCUAAUAGUACCGAAGUACCUAUUAAUAAUAGUACCGAAGUGCCCAUUGGUAAUAGUACCGAACUGCCCAUUGCCAACAAUACCGAAGUGCCCAUUGCUAAUAGAACCGAAGUGCCCGUUGCUAAUAGUACCAAACUUCCCAUAAAUAGUACCGAAGCACACAUCGAUAAUAGUACCAAAUUGCCCAUUAGUAGUACCGAAGUUCCUAUUAAGAAUAUGACCGAAGUGUCCACUGCUAAUAGUACCGAAGUGCCCACUGCUAAUAGUACCGAAGUGUCCAUUGACAGUACUACCGAAGUGCCGAAUAAUAGUAAUAACCAUUUGUUUGAACAUUUUAUUAUUUUAUUAUUAACGACUAUAACAAUUAAAUACUAUGUAUGAUGAUGAUGAUGUAUGAUAUUUUACAUGCAGCAUCUACAAACUUUACCAAUUAUUAUAUGUUGUUUAACCCACUUGAAUAAAAUUGUUCCAUGAAA
Messenger RNA from Aethina tumida (small hive beetle), 2300 nucleotides. Its product is annotated as trypsin 3A1-like. Lineage: Eukaryota; Metazoa; Arthropoda; Insecta; Coleoptera; Nitidulidae. Gene Ontology annotation, molecular function: serine-type endopeptidase activity. The transcript is spliced from 5 exons. The coding region runs from base 89 to 895 and encodes 268 amino acids. Gene Ontology annotation, biological process: proteolysis. The record is from RefSeq and is a predicted model, not a curated record.